Molecule: messenger RNA, 586 nt
Organism: Dictyostelium purpureum
Lineage: Eukaryota; Evosea; Eumycetozoa; Dictyosteliales; Dictyosteliaceae
Exons: 1
Coding region: 130-495 (121 amino acids)
Biological process (GO): regulation of DNA-templated transcription
Source: RefSeq, a predicted model, not a curated record
AUUUAUAUACAUAAAAAAAAACAAAUCAAUUAUUUGUAAUAAAAAUAAUAGCUAUAAUUAAAUUAUUUUAUUAUAAUUAAUAUUACAAAAUUUUUUUAUAAAUUUUUUUUCUCAAAUAUUUCAACAACAAUGGAAAUUGAUGAUCACUAUAAAUUUAUAAUUGGCGAUGAUGUUGAAGAAUCAAUUACAAAAAACAAACCAAUUGACAAAUUAAAGAAAUACAUCAUAUUUUUUGAUAAGGUCGAACAAAAAUUUCAACACCAACCAGAAGUUUAUAGAAAAGUUAUUAAUACUAUAAAAGAAUGUAAAGAUAAAAAGAACCUUUCCAAAGUUUACUCUCAAAUCCUCAAACUAAUUCAAAAUGAGCCAGAACUUAUUAAUGAAUUCAACGGUCUAUUUCCAGAAAAAUUUUUGAAUGAAUAUAAAAAUAUAAUGGAAAAUGAAAGAUAUAAACAAUUUGAUAAAGAAUUAGACGCACUCAUUUGUUCACAAUAAAAUAAUAAAUAACAAAAAAUAAAUAAAAUAAAAACUGUAAAUUAAAAAUAAACCCCUAAAAUUUUGAUCAUCAUUUCAAGAUUUAUUAUUU